AUGGGGAGGGCGGAGGAAGGGGAGAAAGAGGAGGAGGGGAGGGGGAGAAAGAGGUGGAGGGGAGGGGGAGAAAGAGGAGGAGGGGGAGGAAAGGAGAAGGGGAGGAGAGAAGAAGGGAGAGAGAAGAGGAGAAGGGGUUGGAGGAGAAAGAGGAGGAGGGGGAGGGCGGAGGAAGGGGAGAAAGAGGAUGAGGGGGAGGGGGAGGAAGGGAAGAAAGAGGAGGAGGGGGAGGAGAGGAGAAGGGGAGGAGAGGAGAAGAGAAAGAGAAGAGGAGAAAGGGUUGGAGGAGAAAGAGGAGGAGGGGGAGGGCGGAGGAAGGGGAGAAAGAGGAUGAGGGAAGAAAGCAGGAGGAGGAGGGGAGGACAGGUGGAGGAGGGCAGAUAG
Molecule: messenger RNA, 384 nt
Organism: Ylistrum balloti
Lineage: Eukaryota; Metazoa; Mollusca; Bivalvia; Pectinida; Pectinidae
Product: octapeptide-repeat protein T2-like
Exons: 1
Coding region: 1-384 (127 amino acids)
Source: RefSeq, a predicted model, not a curated record